CUUGGGAAAAUGGAUUGUAUUUCUUACGUAUGACCUUCAAGGACGAUUAUCCAUUUAGUCCACCAAAAUGCAGAUUUGAGCCUCCAUUAUUCCAUCCCAAUGUUUACCCCUCCGGUACUGUGUGCUCAUCACUAUUGGACGAAAAAAAAGGUUGGCGUGCACGUAUAUCUAUUAGGGAGAUAUUGUUGGAGUUACAAUAUCUUUUAAAUGACCCCAUCAUCAAAAAUCCUGCUCAGGCUGGAGCCUAUCAUAUGUAUUGCGAAAAUCGUUUAGAAUAUUUCAAUUGUGUUCGAGCACAAGCCAGAGCGCGGUCCAGAGCAGAAGAAUAGGUACUAAUUUUCAAAAUGUAAAACUAAUAAUGUUUUUAAAGAUAUAUUUAUAAAAAAUUUGGAAAAGUUUGUCACUUGAUUAAAGCCAAUUACAUGUGAUUAUUACAGUAAAUUAUUCAAUAAAA
This is a messenger RNA of Acyrthosiphon pisum (pea aphid), 454 nucleotides long. RefSeq names its product SUMO-conjugating enzyme UBC9-B-like. The transcript has 3 exons. NCBI's taxonomy places the organism in Eukaryota, Metazoa, Arthropoda, Insecta, Hemiptera, Aphididae. The record is from RefSeq and is a predicted model, not a curated record. Bases 30 to 329 code for a protein of 99 amino acids.